AUGUACAAUUGCGUUGAAUUUGUUGAAGAACACAAUCAUGAACUUCACUUGCCAUCUACUAGUCAUAUAAUGAAGUCACAAAUGAGUGUUUAUGAAUUUCAUGCAUUUGAAAUUGAUCUGGUAGAUGACUCUGGUAUUAGACCUAAGGACAUGUUUGAGUACAUGAGUAGGCAUGCAGGUGGCAAACAGAGUAUUGGGCACCUGAAGGAAGAUCAAAAUAAUUAUCUUCGAACUAAGCGUCAACGAGACCUUUGUUAUGGUGAAGCCGGGAGUUUGCUAUUGUAUUUUGAAAAUCAAGUUAGGAUAAAUCCAUCAUUUACUUAUUCAUUGCAAUUGAAUAAUGAUGAGCAGAUAACUAACAUAUUUUGGGCCGAUCCAAAGAUGAGAAUUUAUUAUACACAAUUUGGUGAUGUUGUUAGCUUUGAUACAAUAUUUUCUACGAACAAAGAGUCUAGACCUUUUAGGAUAUUUGCUGGAUUCAAUCAUCAUAGGGGAAUCGUCAUAUUUGGGGUUGCACUUUUGUAUAAUGAGACGGCUGAUUCAUUCAAAUGGUUGUUUGAGGUUUUUCUAGAAGCUCAUGGACAAAAGAAGUCAAUCACUAUUUUCACAGAUCAAGAUGUUGUAAUUGGGAAGGCUUUGACUGAGGUGUUACCUAAGAGAUGGCACGGCUUGUGUACAUGGCACCUAAUGCAAAAUGGCAUAAAGCAUAUGGGCUACAUGAUGAAAGAUGGCUCAAAAUUUUUAGUAGACUUUAAGAAGUGUAUGUUUCAUUACGAUGAUGAAUCACAUUUUGAAAUUGCGUGGGAUAAACUAAGGAGUGAUCAUAAGGUUGAAGAUAGUUCAUAG
Messenger RNA from Macadamia integrifolia, 846 nucleotides. Its product is annotated as protein FAR1-RELATED SEQUENCE 5-like. The transcript has a single exon. NCBI's taxonomy places the organism in Eukaryota, Viridiplantae, Streptophyta, Magnoliopsida, Proteales, Proteaceae. Bases 1 to 846 code for a protein of 281 amino acids. The record is from RefSeq and is a predicted model, not a curated record.